Oldenlandia corymbosa var. corymbosa is the source of this 885-nucleotide messenger RNA. The record is from the annotation of a GenBank genome assembly. NCBI's taxonomy places the organism in Eukaryota, Viridiplantae, Streptophyta, Magnoliopsida, Gentianales, Rubiaceae.
AUGGCUGCCACAGCUGCUGCAGCUGUUACUUCUUCUUUUACCACAUCCAUGCAAAGUCUCAACUGUAUCCGAUCCACCAAAACUUGGCCCAACAAUUCUGAUCCCCUCCUUAAACUUGCUUCUUCAAGAAUGCUAAAAACAGAGCACUGCACAUCACAUUCUAUUGGGUUUCAAUCAAUUUCGAUCGGAUCAUCGAAUAAAUGGAGUAGAGUUUACAGAGCAGGGGCUGCAGUAGCUCAAGAAGAAGCUGCCCUGUUGGCUCCUGAAGAGGAAGCCACGGCGGUGCCGGAGCAGGAAGAGGAAGCGGCAGCCACCGAGGCCCCGGUGGCAGCCGCGACCUCAGAGAGUUCUAAUACUGUAAAUACUAAGCUUUAUUUCGGGAAUUUACCUUACAAUGUUGAUAGUGCACAGCUUGCCGGAAUCGUUCAGGACUAUGCUAGUCUAGAGCUAGUUGAGGUUAUUUAUGAUCGACAAACAGGAAGGAGUAGAGGAUUUGCAUUUGUGACAAUGAGUACGGUUGAAGAUUGCAAUUCUGUCAUUGAAAAUCUUGAUGGAAGGGAAUACGGUGGUCGAACAUUAAGGGUAAAUUUCUCAGACAAGCCUAAACCAAAGGAGCCAUUAUAUCCAGAAACAGAACACAAACUCUUUGUUGGUAACUUGUCUUGGUCCGUCACUUCCGAAAGCUUGACAGAAGCAUUUCAAGAAUAUGGAAAUGUGGUUGGAGCUAGGGUUCUUUACGACGGCGUUACAGGACGUUCGAGAGGCUAUGGAUUCGUUUGUUACGAAACCAAAGCCGAAAUGGAAGCAGCUCUCAAUUUACUGAACGGAGUGGAGUUGGAAGGAAGAUCUAUGAGAGUCAGCUUAGCAGAAGGGAAAAAGAACUGA